Paramecium tetraurelia is the source of this 1716-nucleotide messenger RNA. RefSeq lists its product as uncharacterized. NCBI's taxonomy places the organism in Eukaryota, Ciliophora, Oligohymenophorea, Peniculida, Parameciidae. Gene Ontology annotation, biological process: mitotic DNA damage checkpoint signaling; protein phosphorylation. Gene Ontology annotation, molecular function: GTP binding; protein serine/threonine kinase activity; ATP binding. The transcript is spliced from 3 exons. The record is from RefSeq and is a predicted model, not a curated record. Gene Ontology annotation, cellular component: nucleus; cytoplasm.
AUGAUAUAGGUUGAAACAACAACUGUAAUUGUGAAUUAUGAAGAUAUUAUAGAUUAAGGAAAUUUUGGAUCUCUUUUCAAAGGUAAAAUUAGUUAGGGUAAAUUUGUGGCUGUAAAAAUACAAAAAGACAUUUCAGAUUUUGAAAACUAGAUUUUAUCGGCAAUUAAAGGAAAACAAUUUGAUCAUAUAAUUGAAGUGAUUGCUUUUGAAAAAAAGGAGAAAGCUGCUUACACAAUUAUGGAACUUGGUGAAAAGUUUGAUUUAAGUAAAAUUUUGAAUAAAAAGAAUGCAUGCUUGCAAAUGGCAAAAGGUGUUUAAGAAUUACAUAAAUUAGGAUUUUUUCAUCGGGAUUUAAAACCUGGUAAUUUUGUAAUAGGGAAAGACAACAAAAUCAUAUUGAUUGAUUUUGGGAUCUCAAAAAAAAUUGAAGAGAAAUCCUAAACCCAAAUGCAAGGAACAUAUCAAUAUAUGGCUCCAGAAAUAUUGAAAACCUAAGUUUAUGACCAUUCGGUUGAUAUUUGGUCUUUGGGAUUGGUUUUUUAUGAGGUCUUCCUAGGUUUAGUAUUUUUUACAAAUAAAUAAGAAGGUGAAAUAAUUGAUGACCUAAUUUAAAUCAAGCAAAUAUAAAUCAAUGAAAAAAUAAGAGCAAAUAAAAAUUUAGAAUAAUGGUAAUAAAAAUUACUGUAAAAAAUGAUUAUUCAAAGAUUAGAUAAUGAAAAUAAAUUAAAUAAGGAUGUGAAAAGAAUCAGUAUUGAUGAAGUAAUUCGUUAACUUGAAGAAGUAGAUGAGUUAAAUAAAUUAGAUGGUAAUUCAGGUUAUGCUAGUGAUGAUAAGUCUAUCCAUUUAUAGUAUUUAAAGCAGGGAAAAAACUAAAACACUAUUGAGUAAAAUAAUAUUUAGAAAUGUAUAUAAAAAGCCAUUCAAUAAAAAAUUGUAGAAUAUGUUUAAUUGAAAUAAGGAUUAAAAUUAUCUGUAAAUCGAUUAGGUGCUAAACUGAAUGGAGAAUUAUAAUAUUAUGAGUUAGGAGAAUAAAAGUACGAUUAUUAAUAUAAAAAAAUUAUUUUUAUUGGAGAAAAAGAUGUCGGGAAGACGACAUUAAUAAAUUCAUUUGUUAAUUAUUUUUUUAGAAUUACAUUAGAUGAUAAUUUUAGAUUAAUUGUAGCAAAUUAAGAACCAACCACUAAAAUAUCUCAUUAUUAUCUUGGAUCUUAUUAAAGACAGUAUGGAAUUAAUUUAAUAGAUACUCCUGGUACUUACGGAUAUAAUAAUGAGUAAAUUAAGAUGGUAUACGACUUCAUUAAUAAAGAGAAAUAAUUAAUUGAUAUAUUUGUUAUUUGUUUAAAAGUAACAGAAUAGCGACUAACCUUAGAAACCAAAUAAAUAUUAGAGUUGAUUGCGAAAUGUUUAGGCAAAGAUUCUAAAGAAUAUGCUAAUAAAAUAAUAGUUGCUCGUACGUUUUUUUAAGGAGGAAAUCUGGACGAAUCUAUAUUAACUUAUCCUAGUAGUCCCUUUUCAGAGAUUACUAAAUGGUUACCUAAUAAUUGGCAUCUGGGAUUUAACGGAGGUUCUGUUGUUAGGGAAGUUACAAACCGCAUUGAUAGAAUGUAUUUUGAGAUAAGCAUGUAAAAUUUUUAGAAAAUGGAACAGAAAAUUGAAUCAUAACCAUAGAAAAUCAUAAAAUAAAAUUUACUAAAUCAAUAAAGUAAGAUUAAUUGA